CACCAAGCAGCGCUGCCACGCCGACUGCCUUGGUCGUGUGAGUGGGCCCACGCAGAUCAGCACGCAUCAAUCUAACGGCCAUUUCGGUACGAUAUGAUCACAAGAUCGUGGCUGGCAGGGUUGCUAUUCAUGUCGUUUGUCCAUGCAUGGCAAGCUUCAGCGUCUGUUCGUGGACCAGGUGCCCCUGAUCUUGGAUGGACCCCUAGAAGCGGACUCGUUCCCUGCUGUCUCAAUCACCCAGCAGGCAUGCUGCUGGACGCCGGCCAGCCGCUUGCGGUGGUCAAUCGCUGCCUAUUAUAGAAGAGUCGCACGCGGCUCGACAUUGACAACCAAUAAGCAACGCUAUACCUGCCAGGUUGAGCAGAGCAAGUUCGGACCCCAGCCACCAUGCCGCAUAGCUAUGCAUCGCCAACGGUCACAGCACCUCUGCGACUCGAUCGAUUCACAUCCAGGCACCGAUGCGGUGCCGCCAGAGCAAGUUUGAACCCGAUUCCAGCCAUUCGCUGCACCGCUGCUGCUGACGGUCCGCCCGCGUCUGACGUGAGAGGCAGCAUCAUCGGUGCGUGGAGAGACUUCAAGCGAACAGUCAACAGACAGUCGUUGAGGCUGUGUCAAUUUCUCACUAUCGGUCGGUCAUAGCUAGGGCGCCCAGCAGGUGUCUGUCUAACUUUGCCUCUACAGUCAACACUCGAAUGACAUUUUAGCAUCACAUCAUCAUUUACCUCCAUCUGGGCGCCACGUUUCUCGAACCAACUGCUGACGUUCUGCUGUCUUCGUUCAACACUCGUGACCUGUUCAUUCCUCACUCGUCCUGCCCACACCUCUACUGCUUGAUCUAUCGCUCCUCAGA
This is a messenger RNA of Ceraceosorus bombacis, 850 nucleotides long. NCBI's taxonomy places the organism in Eukaryota, Fungi, Basidiomycota, Exobasidiomycetes, Ceraceosorales, Ceraceosoraceae. The record is from the annotation of a GenBank genome assembly.